This is a messenger RNA of Drosophila ananassae, 796 nucleotides long. Its product is annotated as E3 ubiquitin-protein ligase RBX1. Gene Ontology annotation, cellular component: nucleus; cullin-RING ubiquitin ligase complex. Gene Ontology annotation, biological process: protein ubiquitination; ubiquitin-dependent protein catabolic process. Lineage: Eukaryota; Metazoa; Arthropoda; Insecta; Diptera; Drosophilidae. Bases 199 to 639 code for a protein of 146 amino acids. The record is from RefSeq and is a predicted model, not a curated record. Gene Ontology annotation, molecular function: ubiquitin protein ligase activity; zinc ion binding; cullin family protein binding. The transcript is spliced from 2 exons.
UGUUAGCCUUGAGGUGUUCUAAAUUGGUGUUUUCAGCCAUCUAGUAGUCUUGGAGCUAGGGUCACUCAAAAACUAAACCCUUGGCAGAGAACGACAGUAAUAUUUCACUUCCAACCGAGAACGCAAAGCGACAACAUCUUCUGAAACCAACUCUACCAUACCAAAGAACGGAAACCGAAAUUAAUCCCGAAUAGAACCAUGGAGAACGACCAGAUUGAGCUAAUGGAGGUGGAUUCUAUUGAGGUUGACCUGAAAGAGAUUGAACAGGGAGCCGAAAAGGCUGAUGAUGGCAAGAAGGACGAGGAGGAGCCAUCGGAGAACAAGGAGGACUCCACCCAGGAUGCAGGUCCGAACCAAGGAGCUCCUGUUAAGCGCUUCGAGGUCAAGAAGUGGAAUGCUGUGGCCCUGUGGUCGUGGGACAUUGUCGUGGAUAACUGCGCGAUCUGCCGGAAUCAUAUCAUGGAUCUGUGUAUCGAGUGCCAGGCCAACCAGGCCGCGAUCCCCACCGAGGAGUGCACCGUGGCCUGGGGUACAUGCAACCAUGCAUUCCAUUUCCACUGCAUCUCGCGGUGGCUGAAGACCCGACAGGUGUGCCCGUUGGAUAACCGUGAGUGGGAGUUCCAGAAGUACGGGCACUAGGCCGCAUCUAUGGAGUCCUAUGAUAUAUUGAAUUUGUUAUUUUUUAGUUCAGUAUUAAAUUUUUUGUUUCAACUUAAAACUAGAAGGUUCAGAUAGCCCUCCUUACUUUGUCUUAAGAGUUCCUUAAAGAAUCAUUAAACCUCCAUUAUCCAGUCAG